Molecule: messenger RNA, 1886 nt
Organism: Papilio polytes (common Mormon)
Lineage: Eukaryota; Metazoa; Arthropoda; Insecta; Lepidoptera; Papilionidae
Gene: cce-7
Product: venom carboxylesterase-6-like
Exons: 11
Coding region: 54-1733 (559 amino acids)
Source: RefSeq, a predicted model, not a curated record
CGAAAGGGCUGCGCGAGCGCACGAGCGCACAAGUUGACGUUUUACAAAUAAAGAUGGCGUUAAUUAAAUUGGUACUAUGUUUAUACACAUUGGGAAUAAUCGGGACCCAGGGCUCAAAUCCUGUAGUUAGGGUAGCCCAUGGUGUGCUUCAGGGUUCUUGGAAAGUCUCUACUAAUGGAAGAAAUUACGCCAGCUUCGAAGGUAUCCCUUACGCUCGUCCACCUAUCGGCAAAUACCGCUUCAGGGAACCGCAGCAAAUGAAGCCCUGGCUGGGUGUGUGGGACGCCACCAAGCCACUAUCAGAAUGUCUCCAAUACGAUCCUUUUGUAAAGAAAGUCUCAGGUAGCGAGAACUGCCUGUAUUUGAAUGUACACACUCCAAAGCCAAACGCCGCAGCACUCCUCCCCGUACUGGUGUUCAUUCACGGCGGGGCUUUCAUGUACGGCGCGGGCGGACUCUAUGACGCCUCGCACUUUAUGGACAGGGACAUAAUUGUCGUUACAUUCAACUAUAGAUUAGGCCCAUUAGGAUUCCUGAGCACGGGUGAUGAUGUGAUACCCGGUAAUGCCGGCUUGAAGGACCAGUCCUUUGCGUUGCAAUGGGUGAAGAGUAAUAUAAUGAUGUUUGGUGGCAACCCUGACAGCGUCACGUUAACGGGCUGCUCCGCUGGCGGCGCUAGUGUGCACUACCACUAUCUUUCACCUAUGUCUAGAGACACGUUUCACAGAGGCAUAGCAUUCAGCGGUUCUGCGUUUGCGUCGUGGACGCAUGCUGUGAAGGCUGGUCAAAAAGCGCGCAGCCUGGCUGCCGUAGUGGGUUGCCCUACCGGAAAUACGCGGGAGAUGGCCGACUGUCUGCGAUAUCGACCCGCUGAGGUCGUCGUCAACGGACAGGUUGAAAUGUUUGAGUGGAAGGUAAACUUGUUCACGCCGUUCACGCCGACACACGAGGCGCCGAGCGCGAAGUACCCGUUCCUUACGCAGUACCCGUACCACGUGGCCAGAGCUGGUGGUGUACAGAAACUGCCUCUUAUUACCUCCGUCACCUCCGAAGAGGGACUGUACCCCGCUGCAGUUUAUCAAACCGAUCCCACGAUCCUGAAAGAGUUGGACUCCCGCUGGGAGCAACUGGCGAGCAAUAUAUUUGAAUACAACGAUACCUUGCCGUUGCAACUGCGUAGCGCUGUUGCUGAGAAGAUCAGACAACAUUACUUCGCUGGCAAGUCAGUCGGACAGGACACGUUUGAUCGAUUAGUACAGGCUUUAGGCGACCGUCUGUUCGUGGCUGACGUAGGCAGGCUGGCGCAAACUCACGCCAGUUCCGGACAGCCCACAUAUCUGUACCGGUACUCGUUCCGGGGAGAUCUGAGCUUAUCCAACCUUAUGGCACAAAACGACAAAAACUAUGGUGUGAGCCACGCGGACGACGUGAUGUUAGUCUUCAAGUUCAUAGGUAGCUCGGACUCGCCAGCAGACGUGCAAAUGAGGAAUAUACUUCUCGAUAUGAUCUACAGCUAUGCGUCAACCGGUGUACCAACUAUAAAGAAUGGACCGCAAUGGCAAACCGUAGCCCCAGGAUCUCCAGAACUGAACUACUUAGAGAUCGCGUCUCCAACUGAUGUCACAAUGAAAUCGAGUUCCGAUUUCGGCAACCGCUCCUUCUGGGAUAACCUAGGAUUUGUUGAGAACCAAAACUACAACAUAUACAUAAAAGAUGAGCUGGUGAAGAAGUAAGAAAAUACUUGCCUCUUAAUGACACAGAAAGGAUUACUGCACAGUUCAACAGUACUAAGCUGCAAUUAGUAGAUAUUCAACAAUUUUGUAGAAACCUUUAAGUAAACGUUGAUGUCUUAUUAUUUAUAAACAAUGGAAUGCAAGCAUUAUAUG